Epithele typhae is the source of this 891-nucleotide messenger RNA. RefSeq lists its product as uncharacterized. The record is from RefSeq and is a predicted model, not a curated record. The transcript is spliced from 2 exons. Lineage: Eukaryota; Fungi; Basidiomycota; Agaricomycetes; Polyporales; Epitheliaceae. The coding region runs from base 1 to 891 and encodes 296 amino acids.
AUGCCGCUACUGCGUCUAUCGAUCUCAUUUGCGGCCCGAGAGGCUGUGCCGUCUUUCCGCAACUUGAACCUCGCCGCCGCUCACCCGUCGUGCCCCCUCCUCCCGCCGCCACCGCCUCUCCCACCGCUCGAACGUAUGCCGCCCGACUACGAGUCCCAGGCGUACUGGAACGCGCGCUUCGAAGACGAGCGCCACUUUGAAUGGCUGGGCGACGGCGCGGACACCCUCCUCCCCAUUCUCCGCACAGAUCUCCUCGCCUCCCUCUCCAGUGCUCGAUCGCCCGCCCCACCUUGCCUCACAUCCCCGACGGUCGAUCCGGCCGCCCGAGCCCAGCCGCCGCCGCGACUGCUGCACAUCGGCGCGGGGACGUCGUCCCUCUCCGAGCGCCUCCGCGAGCUGUACCACGAGCUGUUCGGGCCCGCCGUCGACGAACGCGCGCUCGUCCACGCCGACUACGCCGCGGGGCUCGUCGCGCGCCGGCGCGCGGCGGAGCUCGCACGCGGCGGCCGCAUGCGCUGGGCGUGCGUCGACGCGCUCGACUGGGCGCAGGCGCAGGCGCUGCUCGAGGGCGGCGUCGGCGGGCGCGCGUUCGCGGCCGUCGUCGACAAGAGCACGUCGGACGCGGUCUCGUGCGGCGAGGACCUCGCGUUCGGCGCGCCGACGUCCCGGGCGCGGCUGCACCCUGCCCUGCGGCGCGGCCCUUCCGCGGGGGGCGCGGCGGGGCUCGUCCUCGAGCCGAUGGCGCUCUUCGCGCUGCACCUCGCCGCGCUCGUCCGCCCGGGCGGGCUGUGGAUCGCGCUCACGUUCUCCGCCGCGCGCUUCGAGUUCCUCGUCGACGCCGCGCACCACUACGUCGUCCUCCUCCGACGGACCGACGCGUGUCUCCAGUGA